Mizuhopecten yessoensis (Yesso scallop) is the source of this 824-nucleotide messenger RNA. Its product is annotated as bryoporin-like. The annotation marks the transcript as partial. The transcript has 4 exons. NCBI's taxonomy places the organism in Eukaryota, Metazoa, Mollusca, Bivalvia, Pectinida, Pectinidae. The record is from RefSeq and is a predicted model, not a curated record. Gene Ontology annotation, molecular function: channel activity. Gene Ontology annotation, biological process: monoatomic cation transport; cytolysis in another organism; pore complex assembly. Gene Ontology annotation, cellular component: pore complex.
AGGAGUCCAUCUGACAUGUGUUUUGUCGUUGGACUUUGAACGAGAGGCAAGAGAGGCCGAAACGAAAACAGUAGACGUGGAGCACCUUUACACCCAUAAUAAGGCUUUCCGAAAUCUAACCAAGAGUGGAGUUCCCAGCAAGCGAGUCGUUGGUGUAUUGUCGGCGGCCGCAGUGGGAUUCAAACUGCUGUCCGGUGUCGCUUCACAAGUGGACUUGUCACGUGUCUGUGUGGUAGGGUUUUCUAAUAUGGGAAACCGGAAAUUAGUCAACCCGGAGUGGUAUCUGUCGCAUGGCGUUCUCCGGGAACCACUGCCAAGGGAAAUCCUCCCAGGAGACGGCGGAGUGUUUACUUUUGAGAAAACGCAUUACGCUACUUUCGGGACGGCAGGCGUUUUUACAUACGCGAUCGAAAAUUCUGGCUACCAGGUGGCGGUCAUGUGGGAUGUCCCUAUGAUAUACGGGCCUUCCUCCAACAUGUUCAAUGUCCACAUCAUGGAGGGAGUAACAGCCAAUGAACAAUUGUUUGAUUUACUUCGCCAAGAUGAGAAAACAGUGGAGGUCUGGAACUCGGGUCACUGGUUGUCAAGAAACAUACAUGGUUUCCAGGUUCAUGGCGCCAUGACCAACCAGGGUAAAGCGUCGUUCCUAGUACAACUGAUCUACAACACGACGGAGCCUGGUACGGGUCGACGACUUUGGUAGACCAGAUACGCUACCCCAGCUCUAGUAAUUCCGUCUGGCGGAGCCUACGUCUGGUUUCGCUUCUUGAAUUGAUAAUUAUAAUAAAAUAGGCGUAUACCGACCAAUCAAUUUGAAAAUUUUA